AGCGACGGGUUCUUCUUAUCCACCGCCUCUAGCUUCAUCCCCACCCUGAAGCCUAAAGACAGAUGGCCUUGUGCAAAAUUACCCUUCUGGAUGAGUGUGUAAAGGGACAUCGUUUCAGAUUAAAAAAAAAACCACGAAAUUGGUCCAGGAUAUGCACUUUAAAGCUGCAGUCAGCGACUCUGGAUGCCAAAUCUUCAAACUUUACAGUAGUUCUUCAGAACCUGUUCAUGUGUUUGGUGUGUUUCUACUCGCUUUACUACAUCGCUGUCAGUUUGUGCAUCGGCAUCCUGAAAGUAGACGAGGCGGACAGCUUAUUAGCGCCUUUCAACUACAAAAUACAGCCUUCGUGGAACAGCCCCAAAUAUUUAGUGAGUGUGAUUUCGACAGAGGUGACAUACGUCGUGGGAGGACUCAUAUUCGCCUGGAUCGUGGAGGAGUGGGUGUGGGACUACGCCAUCACCAUCACGCUCCUACAUGUCGGCCUGACGGUCGCUGUCAUGGCCGAUUUCCCUUCCACGCAGCACUGGUGGAUCGCUCUCGGUUCAGGUUUACUCAUGAUGAUCUUCGGUGGUCAGAUUCUGGCGUAUCAUCUUUUCCGGAAUAAUUUCGUGCAUCCUGAGGAUCUCCAGAACUUCUGACCCAUUUCUCUUCACACUCAAGAUCAUGUGCUGGAUUUAUUUAUUUUUUUCUUUUUCUGACUUUUAACACUGUAAAAACAUUUUGUG
Molecule: messenger RNA, 725 nt
Organism: Neoarius graeffei (lesser salmon catfish)
Lineage: Eukaryota; Metazoa; Chordata; Actinopteri; Siluriformes; Ariidae
Gene: tmem244
Product: transmembrane protein 244
Exons: 7
Coding region: 63-638 (191 amino acids)
Source: RefSeq, a predicted model, not a curated record